AUUCAGAGGAAUAAAUCAGACCUGCUUAUAUUUCGGGAUUUUUACAUGGACCUACAGUGGAGACCAACCUUCAAUAUGAUAUGGAGCAUGGUCUAUACGGAUAUGCAAGCUGCUAUGGCUCUUUACUCAUUUAAAAACAACAUAACACAAACACGGAAGAAUGCCGUAUAAUACUGAUUUAUAAAUGUGUAAUGUCAACAAAGUUUAAAGAGGAAGCUAAGGAUAAGAUAUUAUUAAAACAAAAAACAAGCUUUUUAUCAGUGAUCCUAAAGGACAAAAUCACUUGUGUUUAAAAUCUAGACUAGAUGAAAGGAAUAAAACAAAUGGUUUGAGUAUGAGUUAACAUUUAUAACGUCACUAAACAAACUUGAAACCGGGGUUAAACUACUAAACUAAUCAUGAUAUCAGUAAUGUAUCAUAUUUAGAUAACUAAAGUGCUGUCGAAUAUCUGGAGACAUCAUCAUCGUUCGAAUUUUGCGUGUUAGAUAGUAGAAUACACAUGCAUCAUAUCGGCGCUUGAUCAGAGUGCGCUAAAUGAUUCAACACAAAGCUCUAGGCUAAAACGUUGAUUUUUACUUCUUAUCUCGGACGCCUUGAAUAUUAGAUUUUAGGAACAGGUUUAAUGAUUAAAUAUUAAAAAGUGUAUAAACAGUGCGAUAAAAUUAGUUCAUCAGCUCAUAUUGAAAAAGAGUGUUCGUAAAAUCUCAUUGACAUUGGAGCUAUUUUGUGCCAUUUUUUAUGCAAUUCAUAUGGAAUUUAGUCUGUAAAUUAAUCAUCUAAGUUGUUUUUACAUGAAAAGGAACAUAUAAUUGCACAUAACGAUAACAUAUAAAGUAACAUGUCAUCAAGGUCCGAUCGUUUAAAAUACGUUUACAUAUGUUCGAAAGUUUUCACUUUUGCAAUGGCAGUAACUAUUGCAUUUCUUACGUAUAUUAGACUUGAUUCAACAUUGCCUUGGAACAUGGACAUGAUUUUAACCGAGAAAACAAAUGCUUUGAUACAAAAGCUGUGCAAUGAAACAAGAUUCCCUGUAAAUGUAAACACGGAGGAAGAUUGGGGUCGAGUUGACUUGAACGAAUCAAUUCAUGUUAUUUCAGCAUACUACGUUCAGGAACGGGAAAGAGUGUUUAUCAUUGGAACAAAGCCUUUCUUUGAGGUUUCGGUUAUAUGUCAACUUUGGUAUACCAGUUUCAAAGAUAGCGGAUGGAAUGUCCAACAGACUAUUGCAAAUGUGGUUGCUCCGAUCGGAGCAACAGGGUACAAUUUCACAUCUACUAUAUAUGAAUGUAAAGUAGAAACGACAGAAAAACGACCCGAGUACGUAUCCAUUGUGACGUGUUCCUGUGAUAACCCAAGAAAUGUUCUAAAAGUACGGGAUGCGUCUAAACCAGACGGGUAUCAGCGUCGUUUUACUGUGUGCUUAUCACCAGUGUUUCAAUAUGAUAACAUUUUCCAGAUGGUUGAGUGGAUUGAACUAAAUAGAAUUCUUGGUGCUGAAAAGUUUGUAUUUUAUAACUACUCAACGGGAGAAAACGUUAAUAAAGCAAUAAAGUAUUAUAUGAAAUUAGGUUUGAUUGAUGUUAUUCAAUGGAAGAUACCAUUUAGUGAUAUUGGACGUAAUAUUGAAUACUUUGCUCAAAAGGCGGCUAUUAAUGACUGUAUAUACAGAAAUAAAAAUGUUUCUGAAUUCAUCGUCAAUAUUGAUAAAGAUGAGUACAUCAUUCCUCACUCAUAUGACAUUUUAACUUGGUCACAGCUCAUCGACACAUUUGACAAAAACUAUGCAGGUUACCUUGUGAGACACUCUUUCUUUCGUUUAGACUGGAACUUGAAGAAUCAAAACUUUUCUGAGAAACAUUUUGCAGAAAAAUACCGUUUAGUGACACUAACCCAUUUCGAACACGAGAAAAAAAUAUGGCCGCCUAACCAUCGCUCAAAAUAUUUUGCCCGAGCAGAAGUUGUUGAAUUCGGAAAUGUGCAUGAGAUUCCACGCGGAAGAAUAUUUAACGUGCCUCCUGAACUAGCACUACUUCAUCAUUAUCGAAAUAUCGGAAAACCUAAAGACAAAGACAAAGUUCUUGACUUUACAGUACUUAUUAAAUACGGAGACAGUUUGUCAAAAAAAGUACAAAAGACAUGGAAAGCUGUUUCUAUCGCAUAACUAGUCUGUUUUUGUUAUUAUUUAAGCAUACAAAGAUUACAAAAUAUAUUAGGAAAAUACGGAAGUUGGUUUCAGUCAUAUAUCAAACUUUUUUGUAAUCAUUUGAAAAUCAAAAAUGUAUGUUUCAUCAACCGGAACCAAAAUAUUUUGCAAUAAACGAAUAUAUCUAUUUGGGUAACUGAGUUAUGUUGACUCUCUACAUUACCACAUUAUAGGUCUAGGUAUAAAUAUGUGAUACCGUGACAUUUUGCUCUUUUUUUACUGUCAAGUUAAGUUAAUUUAGGAAUAUAGUU
Messenger RNA from Ruditapes philippinarum (Manila clam), 2454 nucleotides. RefSeq lists its product as uncharacterized. The transcript is spliced from 2 exons. Lineage: Eukaryota; Metazoa; Mollusca; Bivalvia; Venerida; Veneridae. The coding region runs from base 839 to 2161 and encodes 440 amino acids. The record is from RefSeq and is a predicted model, not a curated record.